AUGUCCGCUCCGUCAGGUAUCAAAGUGCCCCCAUCGCUCGCUUCGGCCUUCUCAACCGCCCAGAACGGAGGGCAGGACGUUAGGGCGCUGGUGUUCGUCAUUGAAGGGGAAUCGUUCAAACACCUGACGACCGUCGCUCCCAAGUCUACCUUCCAGGAUGAUAUCGCGCUCCUCCCCGAGACGCUCCCGUCGCCUACUACGCCCGCGAGCUUUGCGUAUCGGCUGGACUCGAAAGAGGGUGGCAAGUACGAGUGGAUGAUGAUCACCUUUGUGCCUGAUACUGCUGGUGUCCGCGCAAAGAUGCUCCAAGCCUCCUCUCGAGGCGGACUCCUCAAAGCGCUUGGCGGGAACUUCAAACACGACUGGUUCGCGAACAGUAUCAAAGACCUAACCCCCUCCGCCUUGUCCGCGCACCUCAAACACCUCGCCUCCCCCGCCCCCCUCUCGGCGGCCGAAAAGGCGCUCAUGGAGGUCCGCGAGGCCGAAGCGGUCGAGGCGAAACGGGCCGCUCUGGAUCCCGAUACGGAGAAGCGGCGGAUCGCGGCUGUUAUGGGGUUGGGGGGCAAGAUGAAGUGGGAUGAGGAGGUAUCGGGGGCGAUGCGGAAGGUCGCGGAACGGAGCGAUGAGGGUUGGAUUGUGGUUUUGGAAAUCCCCCCGAAAGACGCUAGCGCCAUAACCCUCGUCCUCUCCUCCGCCUGCAAACCCUCCGAACUAUCCUCUAAGCUCCCCGCCAAAUCCCCAUCGUAUGUCUUCUACUCGUUCCCUACGCCCGCGCCUCCCCCGUCGAGUCCUGUGUCGGGCAAGAAGUGGUCGGCUGGGGCAGCCGCUCCGGGGGAUACGUUCCAUGCGAGCGAGGGAGGGCGGCGGACGGUCGCUACGACAUGGAAGGCUGGUGCCGAUGAGAAGAAGGACGAUGAGAAGGAGGGAGAGGAGGCGGUGAAGGAGAUGGGUGAUUUGUCUGUUGAGGACAAGGAGAAAGAGGGGAAAAGCGAGAAAGACGAGGGGGAGAAGGAGGAAGUCUCGGCUAGUCCCGCGGCGGAGAAACCGGCCUCGCCCGUCGAAGCGGUCAAGACCAAGGGACGGGUCAUCUUCAUCUAUUCGUGCCCGUCCGGAAGCCCCGUCAAGCUCCGCAUGGUCUACUCGACGAGCGUCAGGGGUGUUCAGCAGGACGCGGCGGACAAGGCUGGCGUGGAGGUCGUCGGCAAGCUCGAAACGAGCGACGUCACCGACCUCACUGAAUCUCAACUUCGUUCCGCCCUUCCCUCAACUUCCAAGCCGCACCACUCCAACUCCCUCCCCACCCCUUCUUCCAGCACGUCCACCUCCUCUUCUUCCACAGGGUUCGGAUCCACAGCGAACAAAUCCGCCUUUGGCGCCCCCGCUCCCGCUUUCGGCGGCGCAUUUGGCCGACCCCGCCCCGUUCAGCCCAAGAAACAAGACUCGCUCAGCUCCGUGUCGACUGCGAGUGGGGUGCCGUUGCCGUCCUCUGGACCGACGACGCCCGCUGUGGGCAAUGAGGAAGACGGGGAUGGGAAGGAAGGGAUCAGGAGGGCGUUUGAUGCGUUUGGACCGAGGGUCGGAGGUGCGGGCGGUGGAGGGGGGUUCGCGAGGCCCAAGCCGGCCGGGAGGAGAUAG
Messenger RNA from Dioszegia hungarica, 1635 nucleotides. RefSeq lists its product as uncharacterized. The coding region runs from base 1 to 1635 and encodes 544 amino acids. The transcript is spliced from 6 exons. NCBI's taxonomy places the organism in Eukaryota, Fungi, Basidiomycota, Tremellomycetes, Tremellales, Bulleribasidiaceae. Gene Ontology annotation, biological process: actin filament depolymerization; barbed-end actin filament capping. Gene Ontology annotation, cellular component: actin filament; cytoplasm. The record is from RefSeq and is a predicted model, not a curated record. Gene Ontology annotation, molecular function: actin monomer binding; actin filament binding.